AUAAACCACCGUACCCACGCGCUUCCAGAGCUUUGCCUCCCACCAAACCGGUGCAACUUGCGCAAACCAAGGCCAGAGUGAACCAUGUCUUCGUCUACCAAAGCGGCCCGCAUGGGCGAGGAAGUAUGGAAAACACGAGUCGAUAAGGUCAGCGCCGAGCUGGUCACCCUCACAUAUGGAACCAUUGUCGCCCAACUAUGCAAAGACUACGAAUACAACUACCCAGACGUCAACAAGCAACUGGAGCGCAUGGGGUACAAUAUCGGCAUACGGCUGAUUGAAGACUUUCUUGCCAAGUCGAGUGCGCCUGCUUGCACCAAUUUCCGAGAGGUGGCCGAGAUGAUCUCAAAGGUCGGCUUCAAGAUCUUCCUCAACAUCACCCCCACCAUCUCCAAUUGGUCUAGCGACAACAAGCAGUUCUCGCUCAUUUUUGAAGAGAACCCACUUGCCGACUUCGUCGAGUUACCCGAUGACGGCCGCGCGCAGGACGAACUGUGGUUCUCCAACAUACUAGUGGGCGUCCUGCGGGGCGCAUUGGAAAUGGUCCACAUGCAAGUCGAGGCGCACUUUGUCAGUGACGUCCUGCGAGGCAACGACACUACCGAGAUGAGGAUAUCGCUGGUCCGGUAUAUCGACGACGAAAUGCCACCGGAUGAUGAGUAGCGAGGGGGGCUCAGGCGCAAAAGAGUGCGCCAAGUCGCG
Messenger RNA from Exserohilum turcica Et28A, 702 nucleotides. RefSeq lists its product as uncharacterized. The transcript has 5 exons. Bases 85 to 663 code for a protein of 192 amino acids. Lineage: Eukaryota; Fungi; Ascomycota; Dothideomycetes; Pleosporales; Pleosporaceae. The record is from RefSeq and is a predicted model, not a curated record. Gene Ontology annotation, biological process: intra-Golgi vesicle-mediated transport; endoplasmic reticulum to Golgi vesicle-mediated transport. Gene Ontology annotation, cellular component: cytosol; cis-Golgi network membrane; TRAPP complex.